AGACCAAAAGGCUGAGAGUGAGGGAGUGAGGGGGAAGCUUUUGUUGUGGUUCCCUCGUUAUUUCGGGUCCUUUUCCCCCUGGGCGGCCCGCAGCACCCCCCGCACCUACUAUGAACUCUGAAACAUGUUUAAGAAGAACGCCACCUCGUCAGACGUGAAGAAGAGCCUCAGUAAAUGCCUCGACGUGAAGAGAGAUACGCCCACCAGACUCAGGCACCUGCGGACAGUCUUGGACAACACUGAUGUGGGGGAGCUCCGAGCUUUUCUUGAUGCCAACUUCAGCCCCGUGUUCCAUAUCUUCUAUGAGGCGUUCAUCACAUUUGAGGGUAACCUUAAACAGAAAGGAACAUUUGCAGUCCAGAAGGGCCACAAAGAGGACUUGGAGUGUUCCCUCUUCGUCCUCGACCGCCUGCUGUGCCUGCUGCCGGAGAGGUUUGAGAAGCGAUGGCAGUGCAACGCCCUCACGCACAUAUUCAAGAAGAUCCUCCACCCGGGGAACAUCGUACGCCUCCGCCGGGAUGCCAUGCGGCUUUUCAUCAUCUGGUACAUGAUAGUGGGGGACAACAAGACGCCAGAGAUGGACCGCAUGUUCGCCUCCAUCGUCCCAGGCUUCCCGACACCCCCUCCGGCGUCCAUCUCCCCCGACCUGGGCUGUGGGGGGAUUACCUGCCUUGAGCCUUCCCCCGUCAUCCCCCCAUCCAGCACAGAGAAGACGCCCCCCGAUGACCUCUCCUCGUACUUCCUCAGGUCACUCCUCGACUAUAUGGUGACUCAGGUGCGUCGUGUGGAGUGGCAGGAGCGCACGCAGCAGCCCCGGGCCUUCUCCUACCUGUUCAACAUGUUCAGGAUGUGGUACAUGCCUCACAUCUUCCCAAACUUCAACUCGGCAAACUCCCUCUACAAACCAAACCUCGAGUUGCCAGAGCUGCGCAGUAGUCCCGGCGUGAGUCCCUACGGUACGUGUCAGGUGGCCGUGGUGGAGUGGGUGCGCAAGUUUGUGGUGACAGCUUCCCAGCGUAGCGGCCAGUCUGCGCCCUUGGUGGGCGAGGAGGACGGAAGGCGGUCAGGCCACAGCGAUGCACCAGAGGGCAGCACCAGCGACCAGGACUCCAUCACCUCAGCCUUCUAUGUCACGGAUGAGAUGGGGUCGGGGGAGGACGCGGUCAUGGUGCGUGAAAUCCUCUUCUCCUCGCGCGACAAUAUCAACUUCAUCCACGAGCUGUUCCGUCAAGCGCUCUGCCUCAGCUUCCGCUACGCCGCCGUCAUGAAGACUGUCAUCUUCACCUACAAGGACUGGAUACAGAUGAAUGCCCCGGAGAUGCCGCCCUUCAUGCUGGAGCCUCUGGAGGGUGGGGCCGUGGCGAGGGAUGAGGGGGUGGUCCAGCAGGAGGUGGUGCCCCCGCAAAGGCGUAUAAGAAAUGAGUCCUACCUUGGGGCCAUCAACAAGGACAUCCACAUCAGGGCAGGACUCCAGAAUGUGUUGCAAGUGUUUGUGACGAGUGUGGCCAACGUGUUCCUGCUGGAGGUGUCCCCUGACUACCCGCGGCUCCUGGAUGAGCAGGUGGACGUGUGCAAACAUGUCCUCAACAUCUACCGCUACAUGGUGAUGAACACACGUAUGGAGCAGAAGACAUGGGAGCAACUGUUGGUGGUGCUGCUUCACGUCACAUCCCAGACACUGUGUGGGCGCCCAACCACACACAAGGAGGACUCGCUGGGCAGCCGCUUUGCAUCUGCACUCUUCCAGACCCUCAUCGUGUCGUGGAUCAAGGCCAACCUCAACGUGUGCAUCUCCGGCGAGCUCUGGGACCAGCUGUUGCUCACCCUGUCCUCCCUCACCCACUGGGACGAACUCAUCAAGGAGUGGGCGAAAACCCUUGACACCCUGACCCGUGUGUUGGCCCGGCACGUGUAUGGCCUGGAACUCAACAGUCUGCCGCUGGAGCGCGUCAAUGAACGCCGACUCAUCAAGAGGGGCGCCACCAAGCUCUCUGGCCUGGAUUCUGUGAGGAGCAGCUUCGCGAGGAGCUGGACCAGUGUGAGGAUGGAGCGGCAGGCCAACACUCCGGAGGCCCACACCCCCGGAGGCCCCCCGACACUCACCAACCUGCAGGAGGAGUCACACCCAGACAACGCCAGCUCGCAAGGGAGCAAUGACCGCAGUCCCUUCGCCCGCAAACGUCGCGGCAGCGCUGGUGGUGGGUCCCUCAAGGCCAGUGGGGGGGGCAAUGGCAGCAGCCCCAAGCUCUCCCCCCACCACCCCUCCGAGGAGCGCCCCCACACCUCCCACCAGCACCACCACCACUCCCACCACCACCCCAGCCACCACCACCACAGCCUGGGCAAGAGGCUGUCGCGCUCACUGUCGGAAUCUAACCUGCCCGUGAGGAGGCAGUCGAGGAGGGGACACAUGCGAGACGAUUGUGAUAACCACCGCUUCCUUCACGGGCCGCGCUCCAAGUCCCUGGAGACCCUCUCACACGGUUACGGAGACGAUGACUCGCGCACUCCCUCCCCCUCGCCGUCAUCUGGCGUUGAGUCGUCCUCCAUGAAGGACUCUCCGAUGCAGAUAGAGCUGGGCGGAGACACAACCAGCAUCGACACCCUGGAGGGAGGACUGUCAUCGGAGCAGCGUUCGGUGAUGUCUGGUGGCACGGUGCGGGGAUGGCUGCCUGACGUGGCGGUGGUGCUGUGGCGGCGAGUGCUGGGCCUCCUCGGGGACCCCAACGACGUAGCCUCCCCUCAGAUCCACGCCCAGAUCUUCAAGUACCUUUCGGAGCUCACGGAGACACUGGUUAAGCUGCGCAACAACCAAAGCAUCUCCCUGGACAAUCAGAGCAGCCCAGAGCCACCAGAGCUCAUCCCGCCUCUCACACUAGUGGCUCCUUGGUGCUUCAGGGCCCUGACGUUGCCCCCUGCCUACCGCCGGGGCAAGACUACGGCCUAUAGGCUACUGUGUGUGAUGAUGGUGCGACAUCACGACAUCCCGCUGCCCCGAGACAUGCUCACCCACUUCUACCGAGUCCUGCACCAGGGCCUCGUCGGGCAGGACCAGGAGGUGAUCAACACGCUGGUGGCCGAGUGUGGGCCGAGCUUCUUCUCGUUGGGUCUGCCGGGCUCCUCCAUGCUCACCCUGGACUUCAUCUUCGCCACCAACACCGUCAUCACCUCCACCGAUGCCAAAAUUCAGUCACCUAAGAUGGAAGCCCUGAGUCUGCUUGGGUCCCUGCUGCCGCUGUCGUCGCUCUACCCGUCCAUGCCCGUGCUCCAGCCCUCAGCCUCCGACCUCACCCUCAUGAACUGCUCCGACGUGAAGGAUCACUUGGUCAACGUGCUGCUGAAGAGUGGGAAGCGCGACGGGUGGUGGCGGACAAGAUCGCUGGCCCUCUCCACCCUGGCCAUCUACCUCUACCAUGAGUUGGCCCACCAGACAUUCCACACCAAAGUUAACGAGGCCAUCAAUGUGCUCCUGGCGUCCCUCAAGCAGGCAGUCCCUCCCCUGCACCACAACAAGCACCCAGCCCAGAGUACCGAGAUUGGGCGGCUGGUGAGCCAAGUCGCGGCUGACCUCCUUCUUCUGCUGUGUGACCACUCCGAGGCCUUCCUCACACACUACCCCGACAUACCAGGAAGGAUAAUACAGGUGUUGUGCCAAACGCUUGGGGCCAUCGGGACAGACCAGAACCUGACAGGCAGCUCGGAGGGCAAACACCUGGUGCUCUCCUGCCUCUUCUGCCUGGCCGAGUGGGUGAUGCGGAUGCCACACCAGGUCCUCAUCCAGCCAGGCCAGGACCGCAAGCCCCUCCUCCAACACGUCUUCAAGGUGCUACACGUCAUAACCAGCGGAAAAAAGAAUGGUCACUUCCGCUCCCCUAACAUAGAGGUGCUGGAUUUCGAUGCCCAGGUGAAGGAGGAGGCCAGCAGGAACAAUGACUCUGGACCUCGCACGGACUCCCUCAAGCGGUCCACCUUCACACAGCCUUGUACCUCCACCAUACAGUUGGCCGCCAAGUCUAUCACAAGCCACAUCAUGAACCACCUCUGGCACUUCCCGCUGGGUGUGGGGGCCCAGCGCCUCUCAUCGCUGGUGGUGGAGGGCGACGACGUGCCCGGCCUCACCAGCGACGAGCUCUCCUCCGAGGUGUUCCUGUCGCCCCACGUCCAGCUCUUUGCCCUCAACCAGUCCUGCCUCCUGUCCCUGGUGCAGCUCCCGGCCCUUCAGGUGCCUGGAGGAGCCGCCACUGUGGGUUUCAAGACGCCAAGCUCUGAGGUGAGACUCAUCCUGCGGGACCUCUCGGGGAAGUUCUCCUGGGACGCCUCACUGCUCUACGCCCCGCCUGACGAGUGUGUGCAGGAACAGCCCGGCGUGAAGCACCCCCCGCAUCCCCCACACUCCCCGCACCAGUCCACGCAGGUCCAGGUGCAACAGCAGCAACAGCCCAUCAUUGCCUCCGUGACCACCAACUUCCAGACGGGCGCCAUCCCCUCACCGACAGGCCUGGGGGUGCCGUUCAACCUUCCCCCUGGUCUGGACAGUGGCCGCGACGACACCAUGUCCUCCUCCCUAGUGGUGACUUCGCCGCCCCGCCACACCCUGCGCCACCGCCCCCCCGGAGUCCUGCCCACCCAUGAGGACUCGGCAGAGGAUAUGGAUAACUUGGACGAUCUGCUGAGUUACAUUGGCCACACGAGCCCCGAGGUGCUGGAGCAGUUUGGCCACGCCCUGAACGAGGCGGUGGGCCCCCCCCCGACGCUGCCCAUCGAGGCGCAGCACGACGGCAUCUCCUCCAUCCUGAACCAGCGCAACGUGGAGACAGACUUCUUCACUCGGCACUCGAUUGACCUCAACAUGGUGUGUCCCAGCUCCCACUGCCCUCACCCUGUGGAGUCGAGGUCAGCCUUCCAGCAGGGUCGCCUCCUCUUUGACCAGCUGGGCCUCGGGUCAUGGGAGAAACGGCAGUCCAUCUACACCCUCAAGAAGAACGAUAAGCUUCUCCGGGAGCUGAAAAACCUUGACAACCAGAAAUGCCGAGAAACACACAAGAUGGCUGUGAUCUACGUGGCGGAGGGACAGGAGGAUAAGAUGUCCAUUCUGAGCAACAGUGGAGGAUCGGCAGGGUUUGAGGAGUUCGUCGGUGGCCUGGGGUGGGAGGUGGAGCUGUCCUCACACACAGGCUUCCUUGGAGGGCUGCAGCGUAACGGGUCGACGGGGGAAACGGCGCCUUACUACGCCACAUCCCUCACUGAAGUGGUGUUCCAUGUGUCCACCCGCAUGCCCUCCUUCUCCGAGCAGAGCAUGUUGCAGAAGACUCGUCACCUUGGCAACGACGAGGUUCACAUAGUCUGGUCAGAGCACACGAGGGACUACCGGCGCGGCAUCAUCCCCACCGAGUUCUGCGACGUGCUCAUCGUCAUCUACCCGCUGCCCAACAGGCUCUACCGGAUACAGAUCUCCACCAAGCCUGAAGUUCCGUUCUUUGGUCCGCUGUUUGACGGGGCGAUCGUGGCCCACAAGGUGCUGCCCGGGCUGGUGCGCUCCACUGCCGUCAAUGCCUCCAGGGCCAAACGCAGCCGCCUCGCACUCUACCAGAACUUCUAUGAGGAGCGUGCCCGGGCCCUCAACACCAUCAUCGAGCAGUACAGCGAGGCGACCACCUUCGAGGCGUUCAUAUCCUCGGUCUACUGCCCCGUGUUCCCCUCCACCUUCGCCUCCGGACCCACUCGAGCCUCAGGGACAUCUUUCUCCUCAAGGGUGUUUGAUGGCAACGCGGGCACCACGGGUCUGGCCGCGGCACUCUUGGAUGGCCCGCAGCUACCCCCCGGACCCCCCCAGCGGCCCCCACUCACGCGCCCCACCAGCUACUCCACCGGCGAGCAGCACCAUCUGCGGGAGAAAGCCAGAAGGGUGCGUCAGAUGCUGGGGGGCAAGCGUCACCACUCCACAGGUAGUAAAGGUCCCCCUCUCACCCCGCCACUGGAAAAGAGCAACAAUAACAUAAGCCACGAGGAGUGUGACUCGUGCCAGGCGCUGGACAAGUGUGUGUUGUUAAUGGACCACAUGAACAGUAAUGAGGACACCGGUUCUUCUCCACGAGGGAACAAGAAACUCUCCUUCAAGAACCCACGCAAGGCCUCCUCCGCCGUGGCCUCCACUGGUGUUGCCGCAGCUGCUACCACGCCCCCAGAGAGCCCCAUGCCACCCCCCCGGAGGCCCAAGGACGGUACCCAGCAUGCUGCCCAGCGGAACAAGUAACAGUGUGCAUGGAGCGUGUGUGGUAGUUGUAGUCAUCACUCCACGCAACGGUAAACACUUACUAGGCUGGUGCUGUCGUGGGGGGGAUGGGGAGGAGAGAGGGAGGAGGGGAGUCAUGAUACACUGACUCAGAGCUAAUUCCAACACAGUGUUUUCGUAACCGCCUGAACCAAAGUAUACAAUCCAUAAGGUUUUCGAUGUAAUGCCAGAUACACACAAGAGAUAUCCUGUAUAGCUGUUCCUCAAAUUUCUUAACUUAACCCGGUAGCAGCGACGGGCCAAAUUUGUGACUUUCCCGUGUAGCAGCGAUGGGCCAAAUUUGUGCCAUGAUAUAAACCCCCAAAAAUAGAUGAUACAUAAUCUGAUUACAAAUGCUUUGAUAUGUAUUAUGAAAUGGUUUGUGUGAGGGAUGAUUUUUUCUCAUUUUUCUCACUUAGAGGGACCAUUAAGAAACAUGAUCCCCGCUCCUACCGGGUUAAAUAUAAGUGCUAGAUAAUAUAUACAAGGAAGUUUCGAAGGCCUUGGUAUUGGUUUGGGAGAUUACUAACCCAUCGUGUAGAACUGUGAAAGUGGCCCUCGGAGUUCAGUGCAGCAACAGUCCUCCCUUGCCCAGGACCUUCAGUGUGCUGCAGAGUAUUUGACGGAUGAGUGUCGGAAGUGUCACAAGUGGGUUUCAAGACCAAAGGAGAGCAUAGGGUGGAGCUCAUUCUUACUGCCAGGUCAACGCAAUAGUUUAUAUCCUAAUGUACCCAGGGCUCAGUUUGAUUUACUCGUGUGACCAUUAUCGCUGUCACGGAUAUGCAUCACACGUCUCGCUGUCUAAGAAACAAACUAAAGCUUAUGUGGUUCAGAUGAGCUGUAGCGUGAAGCAGCUUGAGAGGCUUAGGUUGUAUUAUCAUAUGCUUCUGCCUCUCACAUCAUCUAUUACCACAGGCUGAAAAGUAGAUUGAUCAGGUUCUCAGGAGUGUUUUUCAUAUUCAUGAUGCAGACACCACACUCGCUAGGUCAUAAAACUACCCAUGGCAAUGCUCACAACUCCUACGAAAGCCUUGUCAUGUGUGUGUGCCUAGACGGCGAAAUGUUGAAGACUAUGGCCCUUGUUCCCCUGAGCCUCAGCAUGAAGCACCACAAGUCUGCUGGACACGUUGCUGCACACUAUACACUAACAUGCUGCUCUUCACAAAGCCACGAAGCUAGACUUUAACUCAGAGUCUCCACAUUGAUAACUUGAGGUAGUCCCACUUCUCUCCUUGGGGCAGGGACAAGCAUGCAACUGUCUGGGCUGGGUAGUGUUACUCUAUGCAACAUUGAUGGAGUCUGCAAGGUGCAUCCACACCAGUCAGUUUCUAUUGCCUUUAUACUUCUUUAUGAGGAUGAGUAGAGUUUUGCGUAUAUACAUAUGUACAUACUAUCUAAAAUUACUGCUUUACUCCGAUAGCAUGAUCUUGACAAAACAUUAAUCUCUCAGUAUGAGCUCUCCAUGCAAACUUGCUUAUAUAUAAUCCUGUACAUGCUUCCAUAACAUAGUAAUUCAUGUAUUCUGUGCAUGAAACAAGUAAGGAAGAACACAAAUGCCCUGGAGACUAAACAAAAGUAAGAGAGAGAGGCAGGCACAAAGGUCUGCUGAGGAACUUGGAGAGUCAUAUUUCCUAAGAGAUCUCCGAGUGUUUAUUAUAGUGUCAAGCAGCACAUUCUGUCUCUACUCACUGUGGAGCUCCAUCUGGCAUGCUGAAGGAGCCACAUGUCAAUAGGAUGCCUUACUUUCUCCAUGUGAGGGAGUCGUGUCGAUUCUCUAAGUUGCAUGAGAGACUUGGGUUCUCUUGUAGCUCUUAACACAGGACAUACCGUUAGGUGUUUUGCCAAGACUUGAUCAUCUGUGUAGCUUGUAUUUUGCACUGUUUUCUGUACUAUCGAGAGGUAUAAGAAGGUGGUGAUCGGUUCUCUGGUUCUCGUGUGACCAUGUAAGCCUUUCAUGCCUGUAUCUGUAUAAACUAUUCUUUUUUAUUAUCAUUAUCAUCUAAGUCUUACAUUGCUUCAGAAUGAACUGUAUAAUCCAUGCACGUGCUUCUCUUCUUUGAUACUUUCUGAGGAUUCUCGUCUUCUGUACAUUCUCUCGAGGCUCACGGACCUUAUAGCACAAAGUUUGAGGUGAGAGCACUCACUAAAAGCACAAUUUUAACCCGCCGCCACUUCUCAUUAGGGCACGUCUUAUCACUUCACCGCCAGUAAUCACGUUUCCCAGCCAUCUCAGUCAGACCACGUAUGGUAAUCACAUCUGCCUGUUUUGUGUGUCCAUAUGUCCACAGUAACAGUAACGCUUCAGCAAUGCCCAGUCAAGUUUGUCAACACAGUUCAGUCACACCAAAGACUCGCUGCUUCAAGAACUACUGUAGUGUAUUUACGAUCCAUCUCCUUAUGAUUGAGGCUCUUCAAGCAGGCUCUAGUGCUUCAUCAAUUCACUGGCUCCAUGAAAAUGACUCCACCGUUUAUGUUUUAGUCUCUUGGCUGUAUCUGAAAUGCCAGACUAUUAGACAUUUGUAUAUUAGUCAAGGGAGUAAAAAGAGGACAAAGCUCAUAAGAGGAUUAUUGAGGGUUAAGGAAAUGCCAGCUAUACAGGGACUGUAUGCUACAGUAAUGAGGCUUGCUUUGAACCAUCUCUCUGACAGCUGCACGCAGCACUACAAAGGGACAGUCUCCAGGAAUGGCCGCUGCAGGCUCUGUGAUCCGUACAUCCAGUUUUAAUAAUUUUUGUUCACUCUCUACGUAUCCGACCAUCCGCGUUGUGCACUGACUAACAAUGUUGUGGAUUGUUCUGUUUAUUUAAUAUUUGAAUUAUGAUUAAGUGUUGAUAGUUACUCCAGAUUUAGUUUCUCAAAGUAUGUUAUGAUGAUGCAGUACGUAUGUCAAACUUAUGUAAGCUAUCUCUAAGUUUGAUUUUGAAAGUGAAUAUUUCCUUACUUGGUUGAAGAGAAUGAGUUGCUAGACAAGACUCUGCUGCUGGCUCUGAACUCUUUCAUGUCCGGCUCUGAGGGAACAUGUUGAUGGGAACACUUGCUGCAUGAAACUCUUUGGCUGAGUUUGUAACAGAGGUCAAGAGCAAGAUGGAAACUGCUACAGGCUCCUACUCCUUUAUAUCUAACUCUAAAGGAACAUAAUGGGAACACUUGCUGCAUGAAACAGAGGUGGGGAACAAGGUUGAAACUCCUGCAAAGUUCAUAUUGUGUGAACGUAUGAAGCUGCAUCACUUUAUUGGGUUUGUCAGUCACUAAGCAAAUAGACUGAGGCAAGCUGUACCUCACUGCCUCCUGGCCAGCACUGAUUCAUAACCUGGCAGCAAAGUGGUUAGCACACUCGGCUCACAACCGAGAGAGCCCGGGUUCGAUUCCCGGGCGGAGUGGAAAAAUUUGGGCGGCUUUUCCGAUACCCUACGCCCCUGUCCACCCAGCAGUGAAUGGGUACCAGGUAUCAAUCGGGGGUUGUGUCCCGUCUCCUGGGAUCUGUUCCCUUCCCCUAUAAUUCCUUCCCUUUCUGUCUCUCUCUGGCAAAUGACCACAGAUGUUGUUCCGACUAAACAAAACUUUCCAACCUGGCAGCAAGAUGUGAUUCAUAGAUGUUGUGAAGGGAUGUGUGGUUGGUCAUUUAAUAACAGAGAUGGUGGAUGUGUAAGAUGUUUCCCUCAUAACCUGGCAGCAAGAUGUGAUUCAAAGAUGUCGUAAAGGGACGUGUGGAUGGUCUGUUCGCCCACAUAGAGAGACCAUCAUUUAACGAUAGAGAUGCUGAAUGUAUAGAAUAUUUGCAUCAUAACCAGGGAGCAAGAUGUGACUCAAAGAUGGUGUGAAGGGAUGUGUGGAUGGUCUGUCGGCCCACACUGACAGACCCACACUUAGCGAUGGAGAAGUGAAUGUAUGAAAUGUUUCCCUGAUGCAACUGGCAGAUGAAAGGCACAAGCAUAGCCUUUAGUGAGCCUGAGGUGUGUCUGGGGCAGAGUGAGCAGUGGUCCAGGGCGGAGCGUCAAGGUUGUUCUGUAAGGCAGCAACAGUACAUAUUCCUGCCGUGUGUCUCGGUGCGUCUUGGUCGCCGUUUUGUUAUAGGUUAAUUGAGUUACCUGAUUUGAUAGUACUAUUGUAAUAAGUUUAUAGCUGUACUUAGAUUGCAGAAAUUAUUAAUAUCCACUAGAUGAGGUUGAAGGUGCAUGUGUUCUCAGUAUUUUAAGUUACGUUUUAAGUAUUUAUUUUACUUAACGGUAUGGAAUUAACAGUGAUUAUUUUUAAGCACUUUUAUGGGGACGAUUAAAACCUUUACCUUAAGGAAUAUAAGUUAAAAUGUUGUAGCUUUAAUAUUAUUUAAAGUAAAAACUAUAAUUAUUCACAAUUGUCGCAAUUCGCCGCAGCACGUGACUGUUGCUGCGGCAAACUAACCUCUCAGCGUCACGCACUCACCACCACACACAAGAACAGCUUUAACUCCACCACAGAUCUCUAUGAAGGGAUCAGACAGUGGUUUGUGUACAGCAUUUUCGUUAUCUUGACUUCACAGGCCAGAUAAGAAGUACACGCUGAGAGGUACUGUUUUACUUGUCACAUCAAGGCUAAGUACUACAUCUAUCCACUUGUUAUUAUACCCACAGAAUAUUUUACUUUUCUUGUGUGUCAUUUCGAUGUUACCACUGAUCUGAGAGUAAGGGGGAGUGCUUCAGGGGAGGCCAGAGGAAGCGUUGGCUGGAGGAAAUGUUGGCAGUGAGGCGGUAUGAAUGCUUUGUCAGAACCUAGGAUGAUGUGUCUCCUUGGCAGCCUCAUAAGCAUAGAGACCCAAGCUUGGUGUCUGGUUACACUGGAGAGUUGUCGAACCAUUUUCUUUAAUACCCAUGUCACUUGUCACUACACUACGAGCUGUACAAAAAGGGUAGACUCACAGACACACCUGCAGACAGUAAAUUUAUAUCACGUGCCCCCCACCUACUCCCACGCACCCACGCACACACACACACGCCCCAUCCUAGCUCUCCCUUGAGUAAUCAUAGGAAGGAUUUCAAUCAGUGUUCCUUCCCUGUGGAGAUAUCCAGUCCUGCAAUAGUCUAGGAUGGCACAUUACCUUCUAUGCAGACUGUUAUGAAUUUAAAGUGCAGGUUUAUACACAGAUCCUUUUUUUGUGAGUUGCCAUGUUUUAUGGUUGUACAGCAAAAGGGAAGAAGAAUGAAUUUGCCCUCAAUUUGCCAGGUGACUGUGCAUUAGUUGUGUCGUGAGUUUGUUUUAGGCCUGUAGUCUGUUAAGGAGUUUUCCCAUGACCUGCAUUGCCUCACCUUACUGCCAUGUCUUGCUAGCUCCACCUUUGGACGUAGGAGGACGGAGGUCUUUUGCACAUCCUCAAUAUUCUGUGAUACUAUUCCUUCCUCGGGCGCUGCAUGGCUAGAGCUGCUGCUGCUAGUCCGUUAGUUUCCCCUAUUAUUUACGUUUCGGUUUCUCCCGUAUGUGUCUCCACCGAGGUUCAUGGUCCCGUCACAACUCAGGGCGAAGUGGACUUUGAGGAGCAACUCUUGUUCUCAGUAACACAUGUAACUGCUCAUGGAAGGGAAGAGACGAGUGUUUCCACCCCUCGGCUCAGCGCUGCAUUGCUCCACGCCUGAGUCUUCACCAUGCUGAGGGGAACAGUGAUGCGUACUUAUGUUUUUCAUUCUACAUUGUAUUUCACGCUCCCAGUAGUACAUAUACAUAUACUAUACAUAUAUAUCUAUUUUAUUCUUAUUAGUGUUGUUAGACAUUUGUACUAUACUGAUACUACGUGUAUGUUAUGUGCUGAACCGGUGGCCGCUGUGGCCUUCCAUGGGACACUAACGAUCUGUUCUUUACUGCCAUUUGUAUCGUGUGCAGCCCAGCAGAAAUAUGUCCCACACUACACCAAGUUAUCACACAUUAACCAACCCGGGUGUUUUAUUCUUACGCUGGUCAGACUUUUAACACAAUGACGAUUAGGAGAGUUUAGGUUAAAGCAGAUUGAUAUACUCAUUUAAUUUAACUUAUAUAAUUUAAAAGAAGGGUGUUGAUUGUUACUUGAGGUGAAUUGGCUGAUGAGUUAAGUUUAGUCCCUCAGUUAUCGCUAAAAUUUUGUUCUCUAGAUUCAAACGGUGACGGUGAAGACUGUGCAAGGGUCGUGAUCAUCUGGACUGUUGUUGUAGUUAAUUAAUAUCAUCAUUAUUGUUACUGCUAUUAUCAUUAUUAUUUAUUAUUAUUAUUAUUAUUAUUAUUAUUAUUAUUAUUAUUAUCAUUAUCAUUAUUAUUAUUGCCGGUGGUACAAGGCUGUUCAAACACAUGAGCAAGGUUUCGGUAGUCCAACAUCUUCGUUCUUGAUCACUGCUAUUCGUGAGGAGUCACAUUAAGAGAGGUAAAUACCCCUUUGUUGCAUUUUUCAUGAUCGCAACCAAACGUACGUCAUCUCUGCUUUCUAAUCCUCAGCCACUGAGCGAUCAUUGAAUAUCAAGUCUAAGGGUCAAUAGAAGGACUUAAUCACCUUACUAUUGAGUCCCCUUCAGGAGCCUCUCAGCUCCCAUCCAUGGCUUAAGGAGAGAGGCAGACAAUUGCUACAUCUGUUGUAGUUUUGUUUAAUCCACCGUCAGUAUCUGGUUCUUUUCCACAGGCCAAGCAUUUUCCUGUGGUUCAUGCUGCAUGCUGGAGAGGUGUGUGAGGGUCGUAUGAUAAGAGUAAUAUAGUGUUUUGUAUUGCCACUCUUAUGGAACUUGCCUGAACAAGGGUGGCUAUGGCAGGAGCCUCCAGUGAUCCCUGUUGCUAUUCUGAUUCACCUUUUUAUCUUGUUGGCUUCAGGUGAUGGCUAUAGUCACUCAUCAAGAGAGGUUUGGGGAGUGGCUAUAAGUGUUCUCUGCUUGACCAAAAGUUCCUCCUCCUAUCCAUCAUUUCUUUUCCCUGUAUCCAUCCAUUAUCCCUUUCUCCAACUUCUGUCCAUUAUUUCUUCUUCCUUCUCCUUCCUCUCCUCCAUCUGUUCAUUAUCUUUGAUCAUCUCUCUCCUCCUCCCUCUAUCCAUCAUUCCCUCUUCCUCUUAUCUCUCUUCCCACAACUCAUCCUUCCCAUCUCUGCCUUGCUGCAAUCUAGACCAUUACAGGGCACUGAUGAAAACACCCCAAAUUUAUAUAAGGUAGCCCACAUGCUGGGAAGGCCACAAUCACUUUCUAACCCAAAGCCUACUGGUAAAGCUAAGGGUAAAGUAACUGAGAUUGUAUUAUUCACAGAGGUGUCUUUUGUAUGUUCUUAUAUAGGGAAGUGUGUAUAGACCAAGAUUGUAUUGGUUUACUGAUAAGAAAGAAAAGAGUUAAAAAAAUAGCUCAUUGAAGAUGGAAGAGAAGUUUGAUCAAUGUGAGGUGCUAAAUCAGACACAGGAUUAAUGAUGGUAUUCCCUUUCUUAUUAUUAUUAUUAUUAUUAUUAUUAUUAUUAUUAUUAUUAUUAUUAUUAUUAUUAUUAUUAUUAUUAUUAUUAUUAUUAUUAUUAUUAUUAUCAUCAUCGGCAUCAUCACGUCAUCCGCCUUUACAAAGUUAGUCACCGUGACCUGUGACCCGUGAUGACCUCGUGUGUCUGUGUUGUGAGGGGCGUGACCACAAGGGGCGCCGCAGUGUUGUGAAAGUUCGUGUGGUGGGCCCCGCGUUCCCCGCCCCACCCCGCCCCGCACUGUCCUCAGAAAAUGCCGACCCACUGGCUGACCCGCGCCGUAAUUCGCAUAAAACGAAAACCAUUCCAUAUUUCCUUUGCUGCCCUGUACAUGUUGUAUAUAUAGAACUUCUCUGUACAUCUAAAUAGUUAUUAUGUAUUAUGUAUAUAAGAAUAAAAGUAUAGUUCUCA
Eriocheir sinensis (Chinese mitten crab) is the source of this 14095-nucleotide messenger RNA. Its product is annotated as ral GTPase-activating protein subunit alpha-2-like. Gene Ontology annotation, biological process: regulation of small GTPase mediated signal transduction; positive regulation of GTPase activity. The record is from RefSeq and is a predicted model, not a curated record. Gene Ontology annotation, cellular component: nucleus; cytoplasm. Gene Ontology annotation, molecular function: GTPase activator activity. Bases 125 to 6253 code for a protein of 2042 amino acids. NCBI's taxonomy places the organism in Eukaryota, Metazoa, Arthropoda, Malacostraca, Decapoda, Varunidae. The transcript is spliced from 40 exons.